AUGCCUUUGGAAUUCGAUAAUAAUUUGUGGGAGGCCAAUCCACGCCAACUUUCGCUUGAAACAGCGGCCGUUUAUCCCGCAAACAAAAAGAAGCCAAGCCCCUAUAUCAAAGACUACGCAGAUUUAAGCGCUGAAACCCACAACUCUUCCCAUAUAGUGUGUAAAGGCAACAAAUGCGAAGAACGAGCGAAUGCAGUCAUCGUUGUAUUAUGCCGAAACAGCGAGCUUGUUCCAAUGCGACGCACUCUACGAGAAUUUGAAGACCGAUUUAACCGGAAAUACCAAUAUCCUUACGUCUUUCUCAACGACGAGCCAUUCAACAACGAAUUCAAGACGUCUAUCAAAGCUCUCACCAAUUCCAAAGUGAUCUUUGGAGAUAUCAAUGAGGAAAUGUGGUCCUAUCCUGAUUUCGUAAACCAAAGUGUGGCAGCAAAUCAACUUCAAGAUUAUCAGGCCCGAGGCGUCAUGUAUGGUGGAAGUCUCAGCUAUCGGCAUAUGUGCAGAUUCAACUCAGGCUUUUUCUACAAUCACCCAUUGGUUCAGCCAUACGAGUAUUAUUGGCGAGUUGAACCAGGCGUGCAUUUUUAUUGCGAUUUGGAUUACGAUCCUUUCCUUUACAUGCAAAAGAAUGGAAAACAGUAUGGUUUCAAUAUUGCGCUGCAAGAAAUUCCAGAGACUAUUCCAACAUUAUGGGACCAUACCAUGAACUUUGCACAUCUCAAUCAGUUGAACACUACACUCCUACGCUUCUUUGGAAAUCCAAUGGAUGGCUAUAAUCUAUGCCACUUUUGGAGCAACUUUGAAAUUGCUAAUCUCAACUUGUGGCGCCGCCCUGAAUACCAAGCUUAUUUCCAUUACUUGGAUUCUACAGGCAAUUUCUUUUAUGAGAGAUGGGGAGACGCCAUUGUUCAUAGUCUUGCAGCUGGUAUGUUCCUGAACAAGAGCGAAGUACAUUUCUUUGAUGAUAUUGGCUAUAAGGUAAGUAGUCUCAAAGACUAA
Messenger RNA from Umbelopsis ramanniana AG, 999 nucleotides. RefSeq lists its product as uncharacterized. The record is from RefSeq and is a predicted model, not a curated record. Gene Ontology annotation, biological process: cell wall mannoprotein biosynthetic process; protein N-linked glycosylation. The transcript has 4 exons. Lineage: Eukaryota; Fungi; Mucoromycota; Umbelopsidomycetes; Umbelopsidales; Umbelopsidaceae. Bases 1 to 999 code for a protein of 332 amino acids. Gene Ontology annotation, cellular component: Golgi apparatus; membrane. Gene Ontology annotation, molecular function: alpha-1,2-mannosyltransferase activity.